Plasmodium fragile is the source of this 2292-nucleotide messenger RNA. RefSeq lists its product as uncharacterized. The record is from RefSeq and is a predicted model, not a curated record. The transcript has 2 exons. Bases 1 to 2292 code for a protein of 763 amino acids. NCBI's taxonomy places the organism in Eukaryota, Apicomplexa, Aconoidasida, Haemosporida, Plasmodiidae.
AUGACCAUUGAAAUCCCCCUGCUGUUAUCAUCUACAUUUCCGAUAAUAUGGAAAACUGGCCUGACUCAACUUUCCUUCGCCAAAACGGGGGGCUCAUUAGCCGCCCUGAAGGGCACAUCUCUGCUGCUGAGCAAAGUGGCCUCAACGAGCAAAGGAGGACUCCUGGCUUCCACCUCCACACAGAUUGACAAUAUAAAAGAGGCAGCUCAAAAAUUAAUCGAGGAAAUAGAAAAGAACAUCAACGUGAGCUUACUCUUUUACAAUAUUGACGAGGAGGAAACAGCAAGCUAUUACUUAAUGAAAAGGAGACAAGAACAUGAAAAGGAGGUGCUCGCCGGGGGGAAAAAUCCCCUAAAAAUGCUAAACAACAAUGGUUUUAACGGAGGGGUAAAUCAAAUGAAUGAAUACCAAGGGGGCAUGAACUUCCAGGGGAAUGGCCCCUUUACGGGGGGCGGCCAAUUUCAACCCACUGGCAACAAUGAGCAACGGCAGCAUAACUAUGGGGACCUCCAAAACUGUAACAACGAUUUUUACAACGUUCAAAAAGUAAACGCAGUUAGCAACCAGCAAGGAUUUGGCGACAGGAGCGUGAUGUAUGGUAAUGACUCGUUCGGAAGGCCCACACCCACGAUGGAACAGAUGCCCAAUUAUUACCAAGCUAAAGGUGCAAUGAGUGGCAUCCCUAUGUCUCCUGCCGAAGGUGGAUUCAACAUGUACCAAAACAAAAACAACACCCCCCUAUCCUUUUUUGGUAAACAGCAAAAUGCACCCAACUACAACGACCAAGCUUUAUUUUCCCAAGUGAAACAAAACGUAUCUAUUUUUGGAAACAAAACAAAAAACAAUACCCCCCUUUUUGGCAAUAAUGUGAAAAGCGCAACGAGGGUUGAUGUCCCAAGUGUUAGUCUAUACGAUUUUGUGAGUCAGGACAAAUCAAUUUUUGGAAAUAGGUUAAAGGAAGGGAAGCCCCUCUUUGCAGGGGCGAGGAAUCCGAACCAAUUGAUGGAAGCUUCUCCAACUCAGCAGCACAGUAAUAGCUACUUACCGAAUAACACCAAUGUGCAUAAUGUGGCAGGACAGGGGGUUGAUAAAAACUACAUGAAUUAUAAUUACGAUGGGAAGGGAGGGGCCGCCUUUGGUAUGAACCCCUCCAACUGUAUGGUGUCCACCAACUGGGCAGGCGGAAACAUGAACGGCGUGAACGGCAUGAACAUGCCUGGGAACCAACCGGGGAACCAACUCAUGGGAAAUGCAUACAACCAAAACAACCUCGGCGCCAAUAUGGAGUCAAUUCCCCAAACGCAAGGUGCCUAUGGGGUCGCAGGAUCCAAUGCCUUUGGCGCAGCCAAUUUUAGUUACCCCCAAAGUUGUAACCCCUUGCAACAAAAUAUGCAGAACGAGCAGUUCUCCAUGUACGGUAGCGGAGGAGCACCAGCCAUGAACACAUAUGCUAACUCGGCCUUUGGAAACCAAGUAAUAGGUGGGAACAACAUGUCCUCUUAUCAGAACCUUUUAUCGAGCGGUGGGUUCAACCCUUCCAUUGGGAAUAACAACGUAUGUGGAGCUACUGGGGCGGGAACGCCACAAAUGGGAAUGCAAAGUGUAAAUUUUUCAAAUAAUGGACAAGGAAUGGAAGGCCAAAUAAACACAGCAGAUAGAAACCUGCCCAUGAGCAACGUCCCCGAUUAUAACACCAACACAAAUGUAGCAAUGAAUAAUACUUCGGUACAAAAUUCUGGAAAAGAAUCAAACGGUGUAAAUGAACUCCAAGGGGAGGAACUUAUAUUUACAAACGAAAACGAAAUUAUGUUUGAAAAAAAUUACAUAAAGCAAUACGGUAUGGGGACAGAUACUACCCAAAUGGGCAAAAUGAAAAAAAUUCUUUUUUUCAAUAAAAAUUUUCUAAAGUCCUUGGAACAAAUAGCUAGCCAUAAUUUAAACAGUUACAAUGAGAAUAGGUCCACCAUUUAUACCUUCCCCUGUUCUAUGUCUUCGAAUAAUGUCGCCUUCUAUAUGCAAGCUGUUGAGGACUGCAAGAAGGAAAGCCGUUUUGACGUAGACACAGAUUUGUACAAUAAAAUAUUCGCCAAGCAAAAUAUGCAACAGGCCUUCUCCGUUUUGAAAAAUAUAAAUAUGAACCAAAAAAUGGACCAACAGGAUAUCGACUUGGAUAUUUACUACCCACUUCUUCAUGUGGAAAAGAUAAAGUUUAGGCAACCCGUAACCCCGCAGCAUUUGCAGAUACCUCCUGGUGCUCCCUUCCAGUUGGGCCAAAUUCCAACCGUCAUUUGA